This is a messenger RNA of Spinacia oleracea (spinach), 990 nucleotides long. RefSeq lists its product as uncharacterized. The record is from RefSeq and is a predicted model, not a curated record. The coding region runs from base 1 to 990 and encodes 329 amino acids. The transcript has 2 exons. NCBI's taxonomy places the organism in Eukaryota, Viridiplantae, Streptophyta, Magnoliopsida, Caryophyllales, Amaranthaceae.
AUGAGGUUAAAAUGUGUUAUGAACUCUCUUGUUGGCCCGCUACAAUCAUCAUUCAUCGAAGGCCGCCAAAUUCUAGAUGGCGCCCUAAUUGCAGGUGAACUCAUUGAUACUUGCAAACGAGAAAAACUCCCAGCAUCUCUUCUGAAAAUUGACUUUCACAAAGCAUUCGAUAGUGUAUCAUGGAGAUUUCUUGACUGGACCCUUGAACAAAUGAACUUUCCCUCACAGUGGAGGCUCUGGAUUCGGUCAUGUGUAAUGACUGCAUCAUCCUCGAUCUUGAUCAAUGGCUCACCAACUGCCCCUUUUAAACUGCAACGGGGGCUCCGACAAGGGGACCCCUCUCACCGUUCCUUUAUAUUUUGUCCUCCAAAUAUUGAAUUUCUACAGAACAUAAAGAGGAUGCUCAUUCUAUUUCAUCUGGCUUCGGGUCUACAAGUAAACUUUCAUAAAAUCUCUUUAAUAGGCAUUAAUGUGCCUGAUCAAUGGAUGUCUAUUGCUACGACAUCUCUCUUAUGCAAGGAUGGCUCUCUCCCCUUCACUUAUCUUGGCCUUUCGGUGGGCGGAGAUACUUCACGCAUCAAGACUUGGGACCCUAUUGUGGAACGCAUCACAAAAAAACUUGACUCUUGGAAAGGCAGACUACUCUCUAUUGGAGGGCGCAUCACACUUAUCAAAUCAUCAAUCUCAAGUCUCCCUCUCUAUUACAUGUCAAUAUUUCCUCUCCCUAAAGGUGUGAUUGAAAAAAUCAACAAGUUCCAAAGGCAAUUCUUGUGGAGUGGAGGGCUCGGAAAAAUAUAUCUUUCACUUGUUGCCUGGCACAUUGUCGAACUACCCAAAGCCUUGGGUGGUUUGAGUAUUGGUAAUAUACUACACAGAAACAUAGCCCUCCUCUUCAAAUGGAUAUGGAAGUUCUUCAAUGACCCAAAUCACUCUUUGGAGGCAAAUAAUCCAACACAAAUACAAAUACCCACAAUCUCUUUCAAUCACUGA